GAUUUACUGAACCAGUUACCAGUUGGUCUCCGAAUUCUCCGAUAGAGACGAUAAUAUUUUACGUUGAUUGCUUUUCGUAGACGCUUGUUAACAGAACUUGGAAUUUAUUUAAAUAUUCGAUGAAGCAAUCCGACGCUACUUUUAUUGAAAAGAAAGAGACGCUCUAGUGUGUAAAAUUGUGUUCGGCGACGUUUUAAUAUCUUGCCUGCGAGAUUGUAUAAAUUAACAAGGGUCAGGUGGAGUAAAGGAACAUCUACAUCGAAGAAGAGGAAAAGGAAAAGAAGCCUCAGCCAAUCGAUUAACCAAAAUUUUCAAUUACGGUGUCCCCAUACAAUGGGUCCGCCGAAACGCUUCAAAAAAGAUAACAAUAAAUGGAAGAAGCGCAAGGACGAGUACGACGAGUACGACGACGAUUCCAUAGACAGUAACGAGGCAGAUGGUGUCCCGGACGCGGCGAAAAACGAUGUCGAGAAGCAAGACGAGUGCGCGAUCGAGGAUGAAUACGGAGCGAAAGAUUAUCGCUCGCAAAUGAUUUUAAAAAACGAUUGCUCGUCUAGACCAUUGUGGGUGGCACCGAACGGACAUAUCUUUUUGGAAUCCUUCUCUCCUGUGUACAAACAUGCUCAUGAUUUUUUAAUAGCUAUAUCAGAGCCUGUAUGUCGGCCAGAGCAUAUUCACGAAUACAAACUGACUGCUUACUCGCUUUACGCUGCGGUUAGUGUGGGCCUACAAACGCAAGAUAUAAUAGAAUAUUUAAAGAGAUUGAGUAAGACUAGUAUUCCCGAUGGUAUAAUCGAAUUUAUCAAACUGUGUACCUUGUCCUAUGGAAAAGUCAAACUCGUAUUAAAACACAAUAAAUACUUUAUCGAAUCGCCAUUUCCCGAAGUGCUGCAAAGGUUACUAAAGGACCCGGUGAUUCAAGAAUGCCGAUUGAGAAAGCUCGUGGACGAUGCGGAAACCGAUGCUAUUCAAACGAGCGUUCAAACUAAAUUGAAAGCUCCUCAGUUUGGAUCAAAAGCACCUGUAAAUACACCUGUACCUAGCAAAACGAAUCCAGAGACUGAGCCUGAGCAAGUAUUGCCGGAAACGGCUACCGUUCCAGAAGAUAUAACUGCCUUUUACGAUAAGAUCGACAAGGAGGACGAAGACGAGGAAGAGGAUCAAGAGCUGAAAACAGUCAGUUUCGAAGUGAAUCAGGAAAAAAUUGAAGUGAUACAAAAACGCUGUAUCGAAUUGGAGCAUCCUUUACUGGCGGAAUACGAUUUUCGCAAUGAUAGCGUAAAUCCUGAUAUAAAUAUCGACUUGAAGCCAUCAGCUGUAUUAAGACCUUAUCAAGAAAAGAGCUUACGGAAAAUGUUUGGCAAUGGACGGGCUAGAUCUGGAGUGAUAGUCUUACCCUGCGGUGCUGGUAAAAGUUUAGUCGGAGUGACAGCCUGCUGUACAGUACGUAAACGCGCUCUAGUGCUAUGCAACUCCGGUGUAUCCGUGGAACAAUGGAAGCAGCAGUUUAAAAUGUGGUCUACCGCCGACGACUCGAUGAUUUGCCGUUUUACCAGCGAGGCGAAGGAUAAGCCUAUGGGCUGCGGAAUAUUGAUAACUACAUACUCUAUGAUCACGCACACUCAGAAACGCUCGUGGGAGGCUGAACAGACGAUGCGUUGGCUUCAAGAACAGGAGUGGGGUAUUAUGGUCUUGGAUGAGGUGCACACCAUUCCCGCGAAAAUGUUCCGUAGAGUAUUAACGAUCGUGCAGUCUCAUUGUAAGUUGGGUUUGACGGCUACGCUCUUGCGAGAGGAUGACAAAAUUGCCGAUCUGAAUUUUUUAAUUGGCCCCAAAUUGUACGAAGCUAACUGGUUGGAAUUGCAAAAGAGAGGAUUUAUCGCGAGAGUACAAUGCGCAGAAGUCUGGUGUCCCAUGACGUCAGAAUUUUACAGAGAAUAUCUCGCUUGCAAGAUGAGCAGGAAACUGUUACUGUACGUGAUGAAUCCAAAUAAAUUCCGUUGUUGCCAAUAUUUAAUUCGAUAUCACGAGAGACGCGGCGAUAAAACGAUCGUCUUCUCCGACAACGUAUUCGCAUUGAAACACUACGCUAUUAAAAUGAACAAGCCAUAUAUUUAUGGCCCUACUAGUCAGAGCGAAAGGAUACAGAUUUUGCAAAAUUUUAAAUUUAACAUGAAAGUAAACACGAUAUUUGUUAGCAAAGUGGCGGACACUUCCUUCGAUUUACCAGAAGCUAAUGUCUUGAUUCAAAUUUCAUCCCAUGGUGGGUCCAGAAGGCAAGAAGCGCAACGAUUGGGGCGUAUUCUUAGGGCUAAAAAAGGUGCAAUUGCGGAGGAAUACAACGCGUUCUUUUAUACGCUCGUAUCGCAAGAUACGAUGGAAAUGAAUUAUUCGAGAAAGCGUCAGCGGUUUCUUGUGAAUCAAGGUUACUCCUACAAAGUCAUUACAAAACUUGCCGGCAUGGACGAGGAGCCAGAUCUAAUGUAUGGAAAUCGUGAGGAACAGGGUCAAUUGUUGCAGCAAGUAUUAACAGCUAGCGACACGGAUGCGGACGAAGAAAGAAUACCCGGUGAAGGGCCAAGACCGAUUGUACGUAAAGCUGGCACGAUGGUAUCAAUGUCCGGAGCGGACGAUGCCGUUUAUUACGAGUACAAGAAAGCCCCGGGCUCGUCGACGGCGAAUAAACACCCUCUCUUUAAAAAAUUCAGAACAUAAGUAGCCUGAUUCUCUUAAUAUUUUCUCAAGUCGCAUGUGAUGAAAUAAUAAACAACUUUGUUACUGUCA
This is a messenger RNA of Vollenhovia emeryi, 2784 nucleotides long. RefSeq names its product DNA excision repair protein haywire (gene hay). Gene Ontology annotation, molecular function: DNA binding; ATP binding; 3'-5' DNA helicase activity. Gene Ontology annotation, biological process: nucleotide-excision repair; transcription initiation at RNA polymerase II promoter. The transcript has 15 exons. Lineage: Eukaryota; Metazoa; Arthropoda; Insecta; Hymenoptera; Formicidae. Gene Ontology annotation, cellular component: transcription factor TFIIH holo complex; transcription preinitiation complex; nucleotide-excision repair factor 3 complex. The record is from RefSeq and is a predicted model, not a curated record. Bases 334 to 2715 code for a protein of 793 amino acids.